Messenger RNA from Penicillium canariense, 1203 nucleotides. RefSeq names its product 4-hydroxyphenylpyruvate dioxygenase family protein. The record is from RefSeq and is a predicted model, not a curated record. Bases 1 to 1203 code for a protein of 400 amino acids. Gene Ontology annotation, biological process: L-tyrosine catabolic process. Gene Ontology annotation, molecular function: 4-hydroxyphenylpyruvate dioxygenase activity. The transcript has 2 exons. NCBI's taxonomy places the organism in Eukaryota, Fungi, Ascomycota, Eurotiomycetes, Eurotiales, Aspergillaceae.
AUGGACUCCUCCGAAGUGCGGCCCAAAGAGGGCACUAUUAGCAGUAUCAAUCCAAACUAUACUGGCUUUGACUACAUCAGCUGGUACGUUGGUAAUGCACGUCAAGCAGCUACCUACUUUGUCGCCCACUUUGGCUUCAAGAUCAAUGCCUACUGUGGGCCGGAAACAGGGUCGUACCUGACAUCUUCCUAUGUUGUCUCCAAUGGCAAUGCCAGAUUUGUGUUUACCUGCCCAAUCACUGGGCCCGACAACACAUCUGAGACGCGCGCUUCCGAAGAUGAUCGCAGGUUCUUAAAUGAGAUAUAUGCCCAUCUAACAAAACAUGGUGACGGGGUCAAGGAUAUCGCCUUCCAGGUCGAUGAUGUGACGGGCGCAUGGGAACAUGCUAUUGAGAAUGGGGCAACUUCUAUUCAGAAACCGACAUUGAUGCAUGAUGAAGAUGGAGCCGUGCUCUGCGCGACAAUCAAGACCUACGGAGACACAGCUCAUUCAUUGAUCAACCGUCUUGAGUACCGGGGGGUGUUUCUCCCGGGUUUCCAUCCUGUGACGAAUAUGGACCGUUUGAAUGAGCAGUUGCCCAAAGUGGACCUGAUUGAAAUCGACCACUGCGUGGGAAAUCAGCCAUGGAACGGGCUGGAUGAUAUGGUGAAAUAUUAUGAAAAUGCCUUGAAUUUCCACCGAUAUUGGUCCGUAGAUGACAAAGACAUGUGUUCAGAGUACUCUGCCCUGCGCUCUGUUGUGGUCGCUUCACCGAAUGAAGUCAUCAAAAUGCCGAUGAACGAGCCAGCAGCAGGUCUGAAAAAGUCCCAGAUUGAGGAAUUUGUCGAGUACUACAAUGGGGCAGGCUGUCAACAUAUUGCCUUUCGAACGAACAAUAUCAUCGAGGUAGUGGAAAGCCUGAUGAAACGUGGAGUAGACUUUCUCUCGGUGCCUGAAAGUUAUUACAUUGAUAUUCGCGAACGGUUGGGAUCCAAGAGUAUCAGUAUUGCGGAGGAUAUCAAGCUUCUGGAGAUGUACAACAUUCUGAUCGAUUUUGAUGAAGGUGGAUAUCUUCUGCAAAUAUUCACAAAACACGUUGUCAAUCGUCCCACCGUGUUUAUGGAAAUCAUCCAGAGGGAGAAUUUUGAUGGAUUCGGGGCUGGGAACUUUAAGAGUUUGUUCGAGGCUUUUGAGAGAGAGCAGGCAUUGCGUGGUAAUUUGUAG